AUGGCUGAAACAUUAAAAGUUGUCGUCGAAGGUCAAAAGGUCGUCAUAUUACUACCGAUUGAUGCACAUGAGGAGCUGCUUUGUCCUAUAUGCACUAGACGCGGUCGGUAUAUCGGAGCUCGUAAAAUAGAAAACUUAUAUAGGCAUUGUAAAGAGCAUCACGCCGAAAAAGAAAUCCAUUAUAGAUGCUGGAGAUGUGGAUACAUGGCGCCAGAGGGAAAGCGUUACCCCAGAAAAAUUGUUACACAGCACUGCAGUGAAUGCGUCCCUAAUCACGGGGUGAGCGCAAGGAGGACGGAGCGAGAGCGUAGGAAUAGAAUACGAAGAGACUUGGGUGUGACUAAUAACUCCUCACCCCAAUGCUUAUCUCCCCGUCAACCAUCAUCACCUCCUCGAGCUGUUGGUUCUGUGGAUCCUGGGAUAAAUAACCAGAGAAUCACAGGGACUCCCCCUGUAAUCACUGAUACAGAAUCUCCAAAUUCCGGGGAAACCAAUCAAAAUACAACUUCUCGCAGGCAGGCAGUGUCAAGGAAUAAUGUGACACCUGAAAGGGUUCCCCGAGUAUCGGAGCAGCCCCAGGAAUUGGAAGAGCCUGCUACUGAUGGGGUGAAUAGAGAAUCAAGUCCAAUAUUAAAUCUCUCUAAUGCCAAUGAGUUGAAUUCGCGGGUUCGGAGAAACGUGGUGCAUUCAAAUGAGAGCCUAGUGAAUAUGGACUCCUCUCGUAGGCCGCAAAAUCGUCGCUGUCCCACAGCAGAACAGAGUCGGUUUAUGGAAGAGAUUGACUCGGUGAGCAGCCCCGAAGAACUGGAAGAGGUUGCCCGUAGGACCAUGUCUUUCCUAGGUAGGCCCGUACAUACGGAACAUGAUGGCGGACGGCGAUUACAGCGGCAUCGAACAGACGCGCGAGCUGUAGAUCGAAUGAGUGAGGCUGCCCAUAUUCAAAGAAAAUAUCGGAAAAAUCGCAAAAAAACCGUGCAACAAGUGCUCAACGGGCCUGCUAGGUACUGCGAAAUUUCAAAAUCAUCUAUUGAGCAAUACUUUACAAAAAUGACCGCUCCGCGAAACGGAGAUCAAGUGUGGCCUGAUGUAUUCAAUCAGGAUGAUCCCACGAGUCAAAGCGAAUCGGAAUUGAUUAAAGUCUUCGAAAGGAAGGAAGUAAUAAGAAAAUUAAAAUAUAAAAUAUAA
Messenger RNA from Parnassius apollo (apollo), 1185 nucleotides. NCBI's taxonomy places the organism in Eukaryota, Metazoa, Arthropoda, Insecta, Lepidoptera, Papilionidae. The record is from the annotation of a GenBank genome assembly.